This is a messenger RNA of Myxozyma melibiosi, 1077 nucleotides long. RefSeq lists its product as uncharacterized. Lineage: Eukaryota; Fungi; Ascomycota; Lipomycetes; Lipomycetales; Lipomycetaceae. The record is from RefSeq and is a predicted model, not a curated record. The coding region runs from base 1 to 1077 and encodes 358 amino acids. The transcript has a single exon.
AUGGUAUACGGGCGCACGCUUAUCAGGAAACAGAGAUUUGGCUGUCGCCUUACUGCUGACGAGCUUGCUGUUGUGCGUUCAUUUCGUGAGAAAGAGAGAGAACGGAUGCGAAGACGCCGAGAACGCAGACUCACUUCUCCGACCGACUAUUUUUCGUAUGAUCACUCGCCUGCUGACACCAGUCCGCUGUCGUCGACCCCAUCUGCGUCCGAUUCUAUAUGCCCCUGUCCCGAGCCUGCAGUCUCGGGUUUCCAGUCGGAUUCUGAGUCGGAUUUACAAGAUCAAGAUCCGUCUGAAGACCAUGCUACGUAUCCUCAGUCAACAUUUACCGAUCCAGAUUUCACUUUGCAGGAACAAACUUUUCCGGAGUGCGCUGCUUUAGAUGUUAAUAUCGAUGUCAACUACGUUCAUCAUCAUGAGUCUCCAGGUAGUCCUGGAUCAUCUACUGCAGCAUUUCUAACCCGAAAUCUGGCAGACGGAUCAGGAUCCACCCGCACUGUUGAGCUGGCCCAAGAAUGUCACAAUAAGUCACUAUUCUGCUUGUGUACGUAUCAGGCUAUCACCAGGACACCUAUGAUAGAUCUCAAUGCACCGUCCAACAAAGAGGGCACCGAGGUCUGUCUUUGCGCUUAUUGGCAUCCUUGGGAUAUGAAAUGUGACGAGCCUCUUGCGUCAGGUCUGAGGUUGCCAGCUCUUGAUACCGAAGUCAAUAGUGCAUCGUCAUUCGCCAAUUCUGUGGUGUCGUCACUAGCCUCGUACUCAGUUGAGACUUCAGACUUGGAGCCUUCAGUAUUCAGAAGGACACUAAUAGCUGAUCAGGAGUUUCUUCUUUCUGUCUCCGCAUAUCCUGAGUUGGCUGAAAGCAAAAGUCCAGCGACCCAGGACUUUGCAGACGCGAAUCCGCGCACUCUUCCAGAUGAUGAUGAUGAUCUGGCUGAGGCAAAGGAGAACUUACGGUCAAUACUAAUGACUCUAAAUUCCGAGAGGCCUUCUGCCGCUGCAGAUCUGAGGAGUUGGAUAAUGGAAUUGCUGGAUUCUGGUACGGGUGUGUCCAUGGAUAAGAAGGAUUCUGGGUAA